This is a messenger RNA of Auxenochlorella protothecoides, 972 nucleotides long. RefSeq lists its product as hypothetical. Lineage: Eukaryota; Viridiplantae; Chlorophyta; Trebouxiophyceae; Chlorellales; Chlorellaceae. The transcript has 4 exons. The coding region runs from base 1 to 972 and encodes 323 amino acids. The record is from RefSeq and is a predicted model, not a curated record.
AUGGCCCGCAAGCCCUGGUCCGCUACCCUGGUGUUCGACGACCCUGAGCUGGAGAGGGCCUUUGAAGGGCAGCAUGCCUCCAGACACCGCUCCCUGGACGCCACUGGCGCUCUUGCGGUUGCAAUCCUCGUUUUAGCCAUCUACCUGGUGGCGACAUUAAAUCUGACGAAUCUGGAGUGGUUUGCAUCGGCCGAGGAGCACAAGCUGCUCUUGGCGUAUGCCUUUGCCGAGGCCAUCCCCGGCGUCCUCGUGGCCACGCUGCCCGCCCACGUCUACACCGCCCACCGCAAGCGCCUGCACCAGGCCAUGCAGCUGGUCACCGCCGCGCUGUACCCCGCCUUUGGCUACCACCGCGCCCAGAACAUCGCGGGCGACCACACGCGCCGUGGCGUGCGCGCGGUGGUGGUCCUCUCCCGCCUCUUCAUCAUGUCGCGCGCCUGCGUCGCCUGCUUCCAGCUGCUGGGCCGGCCCAUGCUGCUGCGUCACCGCCUGCCCCUGCUCCCGUUCUGGCUCGCAUCCGCGCUGUCCAGCAACGCCGACUACUGCCGCGCGGGGGACUUGACCCCGGCCAGCCGCCGGGCGCUGCUGGACGUGUACGCGGUGGGGGCACGCGUGGCGGGCCUGGGCUUGGGGCGCUGGCCGGCGGAGGGCCAGGCCGACGCCGUCUACGCCUGCUCCGUGGUCAUCAACUGGGUCUUCCUGUCCUUUGGCGUCCUGGUGCCCAGCAUCUACCUCUACGUCAUCGAGACGCGGCAGCGGUCCAGCUUCCUGGCCCGCAGGGGGCUGCAGACCGCGCAGUCCGGCCUGUCCCACUCCCUGGACCGCAACAUGCUCCUCCUCCCCGCCCUGCUCGGCCUGGCCUGGCUGGCAUGCAUGGCCCUGGCCGCCCUGCCCCGCAACCCCUUCUCCUCCCUGGGUCAAAGGUGGAACGCCGUCCUGCUGCAGCAGCCGGCCGUCCAGUUGCACUGGUGA